AUGGCGAACCGUACAUUAAAAAUUCAAUUGUUUGGACAUUCUUUUGUGAAACGUUUAAAGGAUUUUGUUAUUAAUCAAGAAGAUUUUCCUUCAAAUUUGAAAUUACGUGCGAAUCCUUUAGUGCAGUAUUCUGGUUUUGGAGCGGGACACGUACAUACAUUGAAACAAAAUUUGGACGUUGUUCGAGAUUUCAAGCCAGAUUUGGUCAUUCUCAUCAUCGGCACAAAUGAUCUUUCAUCGAUAGACAAGUCCCCAAAUACGGUUAGUGCGGCAAUUAUGGAUUUAGUGGACACUUUGUUGUUUAUUGAGCAGGUACGGUCUGUCAUCGUUUUCCCCAUAUUAUUCAGAAAGCUGAACAGUCAACAUAAUCGUCAUACGGUGGACAUUCCUUGGUUCAACGAUAGAGUUUACGAAACAAAUGCGCUUCUUGAAUCAAAGAUUAAGGAUUGUCCCUACCAGCGAGUGCGUUACUGGGUACCCAAAGGUUUCUGGUCGGACAAGGCUUUAGCAGAGGUUAUAAGUAGCGACGGGGUCCAUCUUUCAUACAGAGGUCAGCAAAAGCUAUACAACAACAUCCGAGCUGCGGUGGUUGCGGAGUUGAAGGCUAGCCAGCUAGGCUGUUAG
Messenger RNA from Mercenaria mercenaria, 624 nucleotides. RefSeq lists its product as uncharacterized. Lineage: Eukaryota; Metazoa; Mollusca; Bivalvia; Venerida; Veneridae. Gene Ontology annotation, molecular function: hydrolase activity, acting on ester bonds. The transcript has a single exon. The record is from RefSeq and is a predicted model, not a curated record. The coding region runs from base 1 to 624 and encodes 207 amino acids.